Eublepharis macularius is the source of this 3009-nucleotide messenger RNA. It is a transcript of the gene EMP2, whose product is annotated as epithelial membrane protein 2. The transcript is spliced from 6 exons. Gene Ontology annotation, cellular component: plasma membrane. The coding region runs from base 344 to 844 and encodes 166 amino acids. The record is from RefSeq and is a predicted model, not a curated record. NCBI's taxonomy places the organism in Eukaryota, Metazoa, Chordata, Lepidosauria, Squamata, Eublepharidae.
CUCAGAGAUGUUCCUGAACUUCCCCAAGUCCCUUUCUCUCCACCCUUCCCUGCAGUUGCUGGAGAGGCACUUUUGAAAAAUCAUUUUUUUUUCUUUCCACACCCAGAUUUGCUUCUGACAUCACGGCUGCUCCAGGAGGUGGCAGCCAGAGGCAGAGUUCCAAAACAGGCUGCACUUUCUGCCUCCGCUGCCCCCAUCAGCUUCGCUCCGGCCGGUGCAGAAUUUUCAAGCGUCGUGGGAGGGACAUUUCUACUGCAGAUGUUCCAGUUUAUUUACAAGUACACUAAUUUCUUCUUUAGGAGGCUCCAUCUUCAUCUGAAACAACUCCCUGCCCUGAGCAAGAAUGCUGAUUCUUCUAGCGUUCAUCAUCAUCUUUCAUAUAACUUCUGCUGCAUUUUUGUUCAUUGCUACGAUUGACAAUGCCUGGUGGGUCGGAGAUGGGUUCUUCACAGACCUUUGGUGCAGCUGCUUCAAUGAAACCAACUGCACACUUAUUGAUGAACAAUUUCCAGAGUACCCAGCUAUCCAGGCCAUGCAAGCCACCAUGAUCCUGGCCACUAUAUUCUGCUGCCUGGCAUUCUUCAUCUUCAUCCUUCAGCUCUUCCGCCUCAAGCAAGGAGAGAGAUUUGUCUUAACCUCCUUUAUACAGCUGCUGUCAUGUCUGUGUGUAAUGAUCGCAGCUUCCAUUUACACAGAUAGACACGAAGAGCUUCACAUGGGGAACUUCUACAACUACAAUGUUAACAGUGGCCAAUUUGGAUAUUCCUACAUCUUGGCCUGGAUUGCUUUCACUUUCACUUUGAUCAGUGGCAUCAUGUACCUCAUCCUAAGGAAACGCAAAUAAGUGGCAGCUGGCAGAACACCUCUCUUUGUAGGAAUGACUUUCCGGUCACACUCCAUAUAGUGAGAAGGGGCUGUGUAGUCAAGUUCUAUUGUUUGUGGUUCCCUCCCACCCUACCCCCUGCUCUGACAUUCUUGGUAUGAAACAGCGAGGACUAUGGGAAAAGAAGCAAAGGCAGGUGAACUGAAAUGCCUGGACUCUUUAGACAUGGUUAAAGACAUUUAAGCGCGGCGAAGGUGAUUUCCUUUCCUUGCACCAUUUUUAAAUACCAGUAACCUUACUAGGCAUUAACAAAAGGCAGAAGAAAUGUCAAUGGCCAUCUAGAAGGAAUGUUUGGAGCUCGCAACAAACUCCUUAGCAGGUGUCAAGAGAUCCUUUAGGCAAUCCACUGUCCCUGUGGAUUGCCAGUCAGAUUGAGUCUCCCAGAACAAACUGCCUUUCGCAAAUGCCAACACAGGCAGAAUGACAAAGGUACUUCAGAUGGCAAAAAAUUUGAUGCAACAGCAGUUACUUGGGAAUUACCACCAUUGUGUUGACCUUGCCAGUUUAUUUGGACUAGUACCCAGAGGGACGGUUAUUGGCACAACCCCUAUAGGGAUUCUGAGAGAAUGUGUGGGUUGCAGUACUCUUGCCCUGUGCUUUGGUAUGUUUAACUCACCAUCAGAUUUGGCCCCCCUCCCAAACUAGCAGGAAGCGUUCUAACCUAGCACAGCAGAAUUCUGGAAUCUUCUGCUGCUGUGAUGCUUGCAGAAGGAAUACCCUUAAGAUUUCCAAAGGCAUUCUAUCCCCAAUGCUAAACCUAAGUGUUGGAACUUGUAAGCAGAGUCCCUUCUUGUCAAAGCAUGCCCCCACCUACCUCAAAAAGAAUCACCCCUGAAUUACUUAUUUUACUCUACACCUGGAGAAUUUUGCAGUUAAAAAAGGGGGCCAUGCUCUGUUAAAGCAAACUCCUUAUUCUCCGCUGCUUUGACAUUUCAGGCUUACCUCGAUAUUUUCCCCGUUUAAGGAAAACGAAUGCAAAGAAAAGGCAUUAGAUCGAAGCCUUUCUUCAAUCUGAGAUAGCUGAGGAAGGUCAGUCCUCAGAGUUAAAGCUAAAUCAUGUUGCAACACUAGAAAGCCCAAAUUGGCUCAGAGGCUUAUUUACAUUACAAAUAUUUACAUUACAAUGGUCUGAUAUCCCAAUCCUCAUGCAUUCCCCUCACCCUGUGCAGCCAAUGUUCUAGUGUGUUGGCAUAUGCAAAUUUGCUUUCACUAAUCUCCCCUUCCACAUAGGAGCUAUCUUCUUCCCAUGGGAAGAAAUACAUGACAUGAUACCCUUAACUUACAAGACAGAAUUUUCAUUGAUUUUUUUAAAAAAAAUUAUCCACCACGUAACUAACCAAAAAUGACAGAAGGGCUGAUUCUCAUUCCAUCUUCCCUAAUCCUAGUAGUUAAGACUUGCCAACUAAUAAAUCAUUCUGUUAAAAAGUCCUCUAUGCACUUUCUAAUUAAAUGUAAACGAAAAUUCAUUCAACCAAGCUCUUCUGAGAUGCUGAAGGAUGAAUGAGAAUUUACAACUGGAAAACCAAAGAAUGUAGUAAUGAGGAAAGGUCCUCUUUAAUAGAAUGGGUUGGAUCCAGUGGUAGGUUUCUACUAAUAGGUUUUUUCCUUCUGCUGCAGAUUCACCCCUCAUGCUGCUGCUUGGGCCCCCUAACAGCAGCAUUGUAGGGAGCCCUUUGGGCUCAGCAAGAUAUUGGAUGCAAGAAAAUCCCACUCUGCUGAUGGAAAUCUCUUCUGUUGGAUCCAGCCCAUGUGUCUUAAUCAUUUGCCCUGUCACAGGGACAAACCAGAAAGGAACCAGCUCAUUCCUGUUCUCUCUUUCAUGGCUGAGAUCCCCAACAUCAACAGAUCCAGGGACACCUCCCUCCCUCUGUGGCCUCUUUCUUCCCCAUUACCAAUCUCACUGUCUCCCUGGGUCUGGGUCUUUACUCCUCCUCUCCCCCAGGGCACAUUUGGCAGGCAGCCUAACACGCCAUUGUGUCUAUCUGAAAAAGAAUGACUAGUUUGGGUGGGUCAUUUUAUACUUUUGAGUUUAUGUAAAAUAGUAUGUAUAUGUACAUACAUAUAUCCAGUUUUUACAUAGUUACAUAUCUGACCGCCUAAUAAAGGUAAACAUAACAACUGAUCAA